This is a messenger RNA of Cydia strobilella, 1176 nucleotides long. RefSeq names its product serine/threonine-protein kinase Nek8-like. The coding region runs from base 84 to 962 and encodes 292 amino acids. Gene Ontology annotation, biological process: protein phosphorylation. Lineage: Eukaryota; Metazoa; Arthropoda; Insecta; Lepidoptera; Tortricidae. The transcript has 6 exons. The record is from RefSeq and is a predicted model, not a curated record. Gene Ontology annotation, molecular function: protein kinase activity; ATP binding.
CCCUCGCAUAAACCGUUAAGCAGCGGAUUCUGCACCUUACUUUAUUCAGACUCCUUUUUUACAUUUUUUAGGUAUUAAUUGCAAUGGAUACUGUAGCAAGGUAUAAAACGCAUAAUUUACAUAUUUUAAAAACCGUCGGAAAGGGCACUUAUGGAAAUGUGUUUUUAUGCGAAAGACGUGAUAUUCAAUUAGUAACAAUAGUGAAAGAUAUACAAUUGGACAUAAAGAUACAAGAUCACAAGAAAGACAUUGAAAAUGAAGUGGAUAUUCUGUCAGCGAUGAACCAUCCCAAUAUAAUUAAAUUCUAUGAUUGCUGGUAUACUGACCGUCAUGUUAUGAUAUCUAUGGAGUAUGCUACUGGUGGUAACCUGGCUGAAUGCAUGUACCAUCGCUAUCCCAAAUUAAUUAAACAGCAGGAAAUAAUGUUUUUCUUGUCACAAAUUCUGCUUGGCGUAAACUACAUACACGGUCUUAAUGUGAUUCAUAGGGAUUUAAAAGCAGAGAACAUUCUCUUAACUGGCAAACAUGGAAUUUUGGUGAAAAUAGGUGACUUUGGAAUUUCGAAAAUGUUGGCUUCUGCCAAGAAAACCUCAACAGUGAUUGGGACUCCUUAUUAUUUGGCACCAGAGCUAUGCGAAGGAAAACCUUAUGAUACCAAAAGCGACGUGUGGGCUCUAGGAUGUUUAUUAUAUGAAAUGUGCACACAUAAAAGGGCUUUUGAAUCAGAGACAUUAGUUGGCUUAGUAAAGGCAAUAACAAGCGAAAGCGUACAUCCCAUAGACAUGACGAUGUAUGAUAGAGGUGUACAAGAUCUUAUUGACUCCAUGCUAUCAAUUCUACCAACGAAGCGGCCAUCGGUGCAGGAGCUUAUGGGGAGACAGGUUAUCCUGCCUAUGGUGUAUAGAGUUUUAUUAGACGCUGGGAAUGAGGAGUUACUUUAUGAAGUUGCUAAGGAGUUCUAAAAUUAAUCAAAAUUCUAGUUUCGUAAGGGCUUUAUAACCUCGUUUUAUCAACGACGUAGCUUUCCAAGCUGAUGUAUUAUUUUAAAUUUUUGGGUAUUUGAAAAUAAUAAGUGCGUGCAGGAUACGCUUCAGCAAAAUAAUUGAAUUUAAGUUUAGUAAGUGACAUGACGAUAUAAUAAAAUGAAUAAUGUUAAUUAAAUAAAACAAUUUAAUG